This is a messenger RNA of Meira miltonrushii, 441 nucleotides long. RefSeq lists its product as uncharacterized. Gene Ontology annotation, cellular component: RNA polymerase I complex. The record is from RefSeq and is a predicted model, not a curated record. The annotation marks the transcript as partial. Gene Ontology annotation, biological process: DNA-templated transcription initiation. The transcript has a single exon. Lineage: Eukaryota; Fungi; Basidiomycota; Exobasidiomycetes; Exobasidiales; Brachybasidiaceae.
AUGACAUCUGCAUCAGAAACGGAAGGAGAAGGAAGUCCUUCAAUACCCAAAACAGCAAAGGAAUUAGCAAAGACCAGAGGCAAAGGACCGGCAGAAACAGCUUUCAAGACAGUCUUUCCAGAUAUCACACUUUGCAUACCGCCCGUCCUAAUGCACGAUGCUGGUAGGGCGGCAUCAGAACAAUUAGACUCACUUUUGAUGAGAUACGUACCACAAUUCGAAGGAGUUUUGAUGAGUCAUUCAAACUUAAACUUUAAGCAGAAGCUCGGAAAGAUUGAUGGAGAUGGAGCAUUUGCAAAUGUUUUGGUUGGUGUCAAUGGUCUUGUUUGGGCGCCAAAGAUAGGGAUGAGACUAGAAGGAAAGAUCAAGCUUUCAACGCCUUCUCAUGUUUCCCUUUUGGUUCAUGGAAUCUUUAAUGCUUCUAUCACUUCAGCGCAUCUC